AUUUCCUAUUGGACCUUUUACAUGAUAGGAAUUUUAGGAUUGAGUUCAUAUAUAUCAAAACACAGGAAUAGGUAAAUAUGACAAACACAAGUAACUAUAGGUGUGUAGAAAAACCGAGAAACUCUAGUAGAAUAUAUUGCUGGCUUAUAUAUCAAUUUAUUUUCCACAUGGUAGCAAUUGGUGUAUUGUUAUUAAUUUCUCAUAAGCCACGUACAUUAACACAUGUCACCCUGCAUGUUUUUGCCAUAUACCCUUUUCUUCCAAUUUUUCAUAUAUAAAUAACUAAGCAAAUAACACACUCAAAUUCUUCCAUGUAACACAAACAACAGAGUAAGAAAAAUUUGAACACCAUGGCAAUUAAAACCAAGCUUUCUAUAUUUAUCUUCCUCUUCUUCCUCAUAAACAUAGCCAUAUGCAGAGAAGAAACAGACCCAGAACUCAAAACAUGUAAACACCAAUGUCACCAACAACGUCAAUAUGAUGAACAUGAUAAACGGAUAUGUAUGAAGGAGUGUGAUGAAUAUCAUGAAAUGAAGCAAGAACGAGAGAAACAUAAGGAAGAUAAAGAUGAUGAAAAAGAAGUUGAAAAUCCUUAUGUUUUUGAAUAUAAGGAUUUUGAUACUAUAUUGGAUACUGAGGAUGGUAGAAUUUCGGUUCUAAAUAUGUUUGAUCAAAAAUCAAAGCUACUAAGAAAUGUUGAGAAUUAUGGUUUGGCUGUUUUAGAAGCUAAAGCACAUGCUUUUGUUUCUCCACAUCACUUUGAUUCUGAGGUUAUUUUCUUCAACAUGAAAGGGAGAGGCAUAAUUGGGUUGGUGGAGCAAGAUAAUACAGAGAGAUUCAACCUUGAAGCUGGUGACAUUAUAAGGGUACCUGCAGGGACACCUAUAUACUUGGUUAAUAGAGAUGAGAAUGAGAAGCUUUUUAUUGCAGCUUUGCACAUGCCAUCUUCCCCUGGUUCUGCUCCAUUAAAUUUUGAGGCAUUUUUUGGGCCUGCAGGGAGAAAUCCAGAAUCUGUCCUCACAGCAUUCAGCUCCAAAGUGCUCCAAGCAGCAUUCAAGACUUCAAAAGGGAAGUUAGAAAGUGUUUUGGAAGAACAAAAGAAGGAAAGGAUUUUCAAAAUACGAAAAGAAGAUGUACAUGGCAUGGCUCCUAAGAAAAGUAUUUGGCCUUUUGGUGGACAAUUUAACGGUCCAUUCAAUAUUUUCAGCAACAAACCAUCUUUCUCUAACCAAUUUGGUAGUCUGUUUGAAAUUGGUCCUUCAGAAUCAAAAAGUGGUCUUGAAGGACUGAAUGUAAUGCUUAGCUUUGCCAACAUCACAAAGGGAUCUAUGUCUACUAUUUACUACAACACAAAUGCAAACAAAAUAGCAUUUGUAGUUGAUGGUGAAGGAUAUUUUGAGAUGGCAUGCCCACAUUAUAUGUCAUCAAAACAUAGAAAGAGUAGCAGUGCAUACCACAAGAUGAAUGCAAGGUUAAGGCCUGGAAUGGUGUUUGUUGUUCCAGCUGGUCAUCCUUUUGUAACCAUUGCAUCCAAGAACAAUAAUCUCAAGAUUGUUUGCUUUGAGGUUAAUGCACAAAGGAACAAGAAGCUUGCUUUUGCAGGGAAGAAGAACAUUGUGCUUGCAUUGGACAAGACAGCGAAGGAGCUAGCAUUCGGCUUAGCUGCUGAGAAGGUGGAUGAGAUGUUUAAGAGAGACGAGGAAUUCUUUUUCUCUUAUAAUGUGGAUGAGAGCAAGGAGGAUCGUGGUCAUGCUGAUGUUUGAAGAGGGUUUUGUGGAGCAG
Molecule: messenger RNA, 1782 nt
Organism: Trifolium pratense (red clover)
Lineage: Eukaryota; Viridiplantae; Streptophyta; Magnoliopsida; Fabales; Fabaceae
Product: sucrose-binding protein-like
Exons: 4
Coding region: 351-1763 (470 amino acids)
Source: RefSeq, a predicted model, not a curated record